Molecule: messenger RNA, 3136 nt
Organism: Chrysochloris asiatica (Cape golden mole)
Lineage: Eukaryota; Metazoa; Chordata; Mammalia; Afrosoricida; Chrysochloridae
Gene: RNF10
Product: ring finger protein 10
Exons: 17
Coding region: 490-2919 (809 amino acids)
Biological process (GO): positive regulation of myelination; positive regulation of transcription by RNA polymerase II
Molecular function (GO): transcription cis-regulatory region binding
Source: RefSeq, a predicted model, not a curated record
AUACUCCAUCCGGGUUCUUCGAGAUGCUGUUUGGCGACUCGUCGCCAUUCCCGGAGCAGCUCGGCCUCGGUUCUGAGGCGAGUGUCGGUCGCUGUGUCGGAGACACCCGUCCCCGACACCAAGACAACCAGCCCUCUCCCCUGCCCCGCGGUGGGAGAGCGUGUCCGGCCGGCCGGCGGGGCUCGCGCACCUUCCCUCGCCUCCCCUUCCCCCGCAGCCUCCGCCCCGCCAGGCCCGGCCCGGACCUCCGAGCCCCGGCCUUCUCCUCCUCCUCCUCCGUCACCACCGCCGCCGCCGGGCUCCACAGCCCCGCCUGUCGCUUCUCUGACCCGUUUGAGAAGCCGAGGGAGGAAACCAAGAAAAAUGUCGCCAUGAAGGCCGAGAACCGCUGCCGCCGCCGACCCCCGCCGGCCCCGAACGCCAUGAGCCUGGGUCCCCGCCGCGCCCGUUCCGCUCCGACCGCCGCCGCCGCCGCCGAGGCCCCUGUUGAUGCCGCAGAGCUCCCCCAGCGCCGCCGCCAUCGCCUCCGACAUGGACAAGAACAGCAACUCCAGCAGCUCCUCCGCCUCUUCGGGCAGCAGCAAAGGGCAGCAGCCGCCCCGCUCCGCCUCGGCGGGCUCGGCGGGCGAGUCUAAACCCAAGAGCGAUGGAAAGAACUCAAAUGGAUCCAAGCGUUAUAAUCGUAAACGUGAACCUUCCUUCCCCAAAAAUGAAAAUUUUAGCAACCAGUCCCGUCGCUCCAAUUCACAGAAAAGCAAAACUUUUAAUAAGAUGCCUCUUCAAAGGGGUUGCAGCAGCGGCAGCAGCAGCAAAGUCUUUAGCUCUUCUUUUAACGGUGGAAGACGAGAUGAGGUAGCAGAGGCUCAGCGGGCAGAAUUUAGCCCUGCCCAGUUUUCUGGUCCUAAGAAGAUCAACCUGAACCACUUGUUGAAUUUCACUUUUGAACCCCGUGGCCAAGCGGGCCACUUUGAAGGCAGUGGACACGGCAGCUGGGGGAAAAGGAACAAGUGGGGACACAAGCCUUUUAACAAGGAACUCUUUUUACAGGCAAACUGCCAAUUUGUGGUGUCUGAAAACCAAGACUACACAGCUCAUUUUGCUGAUCCUGAUACCUUAGUCAACUGGGACUUUGUGGAACAAGUGCGCAUUUGUAGCCACGAAGUGCCAUCUUGCCCAAUAUGCCUAUAUCCACCUACUGCAGCCAAGAUAACCCGUUGCGGACAUAUCUUCUGCUGGGCAUGUAUCCUGCACUACCUUUCACUGAGUGAGAAGACCUGGAGUAAAUGUCCCAUCUGUUACAGCUCUGUGCAUAAGAAGGAUCUCAAGAGUGUUGUUGCCACAGAAUCACGUCAUUAUGUGGUUGGUGAUACUAUUACGAUGCAGCUGAUGAAGAGGGAGAAAGGCGUGUUGGUGGCCUUGCCCAAAUCCAAAUGGAUGAAUGUAAAUCAUCCCAUUCAUUUAGGAGAUGAGCAGCACAGCCAGUACUCCAAGCUGCUGCUGGCUUCGCAGAAGCAGGUGCUGCACCGGGUUGUCCUGGAGGAGAGAGUGGCCCUGGAGCAGCAGCUGGCAGAGGAGAAGCUCACCCCUGAGGCGUGCUUCAUUGAGGCAGCUAUCCAAGAGCUCAGGACUCGGGAGGAAGCUCUGUCUGGAUUGGCUCAAAGUGGAGGAGAUGUCACUGGUGUGGUGGCUGCUGUGGAACAACUGGUGCUGGUGGCUCCCUUGGUGAAGGAGCCCAUUUUCCAGCCCAGGAAGGGCGUACUAGAGUAUCUGUCUGCUUUUGAUGAAGAAAGUAUGGAGGCUUGUUCUCUGGACUCUUCUCGUCCUCUUGCUCUCCCUCUGAUGGAAGAAGAGGACGCAACAUCUGAACUGGAUAUGGAGGGGUUGUCAGAGGCCUGUGAGAACUUGGAGUUAGCAGAUGACAAUCUCGGGGAAGGGACCGGUGUUACUGAGUCUGACCAGCAGGAACCUGUCACCAAGCCAGUCUCCAGCAGUUCUCCUUGUUACUACUUCUACCAAGCGGAGGAUGGCCAGCACAUGUUUCUGCACCCCGUGAAUGCGCGCUGCCUCGUGCGGGAGUAUGGCAGCCUGGAGCACAGCCCCGAGAAGAUCUCCGCAACUGUGGUGGAGAUCGUCGGGUACUCCAUGUCUGAGGAUGUUCGGCAGCGUCAUAGAUAUCUUUCUCAUUUGCCACUCACCUGUGAGUUCAGCAUCUGUGAACUGGCUCUGCAGCCUCCUGUGGUCUCUAAGGAAACCCUAGAGAUGUUCUCAGAUGACAUUGAGAAGAGGAAACGUCAGCGCCAAAAGAAGGCUCGGGAGGAGCGUCGCCGAGAGCGCAGGAUUGAGAUGGAGGAGAACAAGAAACAGGGCAAGUACCCAGAAGUCCACAUUCCCCUAGAAAAUCUACAGCAGUUUCCUGCCUUCAAUUCCGAUAAUAGCUCCUGCAGUUCUGCUUUGGGUCCUACCAGCACUGAGAGUCAGGAGUCCCUCUCCCUUUCUUCUUUUAGAAGUCCUGGGUCCCCUGCAGACUUUCUGCUGACCCCUCUGUCACCCACUGCCGGUCAGGGCAGCCCCUCAUUUUGCGUUGGGAGUCUGGAGGAAGACUCUCCCUUCCCUUCCUUUGCCCAGAUGCUAAGAGUUGGAAAAUCAAAAGCAGAGAUGUGGCCCAAAACUGCACCAAAGAAAGAUGAGAACAGCCUCGUCCCUCCUGCCCAUGUGGAUAGUGAUGGGGAGAGUGACAACUCGGACCGGGUACCGGUGCCCAGUUUCCAGAACUCCUUCAGCCAGGCUAUGGAAGCGGCCUUCCUGAAGCUGGACACAGCUGUUACUGCAGAACCCCUUGCUGAAGAGAAAGGAGGAAAGAAAAGAAAAAAACAGAAACAGAAGCUCCUGUUCAGCACCUCGGUUGUCCACACCAAGUGACACUACUGGCCCGGGCUGCCUUGUCCAUCUGAGUUUCUUUUGUCUUUGCUUUUGUUCUGCUGCUGUAAUUUUUAAGUAUUUGAGUUUGAACAGAUUAGCUUUGGGGGGUGGGGGUGGGGGUUUCCACGUGAGAGGGAACCAAGCAAAUUUUAAAUACAGUGUAUUUUCCAGCUUCCCGUCUUUACACCAAAAUAAAAGUAUUGUCAUGCACAAGAGA